UAGUGAUGAACAGUAAACCGAGUAACAAAGAUUAAGUACUCUAUCUGAUAUACUCGAACUCUCCAUCGAUAAUGUUUCGAUUGAACAAGUUUUGUUACGUUGGGAUCUUAUGCGUGACACGCAUGCUCCUUAACAUUAUUACCUAACGGCUCGCAUGUACUUCGCUUUGUUUUGCGACUCGGAUCUUUUGACACGGUGUCAGGAGUAAUAUAUGGGUAGUUUUGACAAGCCUAGCGCUUUGAGUCUCGACACAAACACAUCAGAAAAUUGGCGGAGAUUGAAGUAGCAGUUUGAUAUCUACUUAACUGCUUCGGGAAAAGAAAAGAAAGACGAUGCGGUCAAGAUUGCCUUAUUGCUAAACUUUGCAGGAGAAGACGCCAUUGAGGUCUUCAAGUUUGCCGAAGGCGACGAGAAAAAGCUGUACAAAGUCCUUGAGCAGUUUGAGCAAUACUGUAACCCCAGGAAGAACGUAGUGUUCGAGAGGUAUUAGUUUUAGCAGAUAACACAGAAAGAUUCCGAAACUGUGGAUCAGUUUGUCACACGUUUGAAAAACAAAGUGAAAUCUUGCGAGUACCCGUUGCCGGUUGAUGAAAUGUUGCGAGACAAGUUCGUGUUUGGCAUACGAGAUCUACAAGUGAAGAAACGAUUAAUGAGAGACGAGAGACUUACACUGAAAAAGCGAUUUCUAUGGCAAGAUCGUCCGAGGCUUCGAAAGAACAGAUUAAAGCGAUGGGUCCGUUGGAGCAAAACAAUGCAAAUCCGACCGUGAAUAAAAUUCGAGCAGGCGGCGGCGACAGAUUGAAGAAGAACCGUUCACGUAGCCAAAAACCGGGUUCGGGCUCACAAAAAGGAAACUGCACGUUUUGAGGUUCUCCUCACUCGUGGAGCUCUUGCCCUGCCUUUUGAAAAACGUGAGACUACUGCCAGAGGAUGGAUCAUUUUGCGAAUGUUUUCCGGAAGCGACUCAGUGUGGGAUUUUGGCUGGAAAACAGUACGCGCAGUCGUUGAAUCGGACGGCAGUGAUAACGAAGCCGAUUUGCUGACCUUUUCAGUGGAGUUUAGUGCAGAAGGUCCUUCUAAAGAUGAGUGGCACGUCUCGCUCAAGAUCUGUUGCCCUUCGCGAACCUCUUAGAGAAGAGCUUCGGAGAAUGGAAAAGCUGGGAGUUAUUAAGAAAUGUAAAGAGCCCACUGCCUGGGUACAUAGUGUUGUUGCCGAGAAGAAGAAUAACAAACUCAGAGUGUACAUGGAUUCUAGCGACAUCAAUCAUGCCGUCAUGCGCGAACAUUUUCCCAUGCAUAUCGUGGAAGAUGUGAUUAGCAGAAUGCCCAGUGCAAAAGUUUUAAGAGUCCUUGAUGCUAACCAUGGCUUUUGGCAGGUUAAACUAACCACGGACAGUAGUAAGUUAGCUAUCUUUAACACCCCAUUUGGCCCUAAUGGUUAUACAAGUUUACCAUUUGGGAUAGCAUCCACCCCAGAUGUGUUCCAAAAUGUUAUGUCUCAUUUGUUUCAGGACAUUGAAAGUGUUGAGGUAAUUAUGGAUGAUCUGAUUAUGUGGGGAAAAGAUGUGGAGCAGCAUGAUGUGAGGCUUAGACAAAUAUUGGACAGCUGCCGUGAUCGUAACCUCAAGCUUAACAGGGAGAAAUGCCAACUACCUUUAGCUGAUACGCUCUCCAGAGCAUACUUACCCCACAACGCUACAGACCAACCUGAUGAUUUUGAAAUUCAUGUCCUGAACUCUGGACAUUUGUCAGAGACGAUAUUUCACAAAUUGAGGGACGAGACUAAGAGUGACCCUGAACUUCAACAGUUGCAGAAAGUUGUCAUGGGUGGUUGGCUGCAGACCAAAGUAGAGACACCAGUUGAGACAAGACCUUACUGGAACCACCGAGAUGAAAUUAGCUGCUACGAGGGGUUAUUGUUCAAGGGUGAUCGCAUAAUUGUUCCCCAUAGCCUGCGACCCGAAAUACUUCAAUGCAUACACGCCGCUCACUUGGGGAUAGAGAAGUGCAGAGCGCGAGCCCAGAGUGCAGUGUUUUGGCCAGGUAUCAAUGGUGCAAUCGACGAGUUGGUAUCCAAGUGCAAUACCUGUCAGCAACACCAACGAAGCAACCAGAGAGAGCCUUUGAUUUCUCAAGAGACCCCUGAGAGAGCCCGGGUGACAGUUGCAGCAGACAAAUUCUACUGUAAAGGGAGAGGCUACCUGCUUUUAGUUGACUAUUUCUCCAAUAUCCUGAAGUAGCCCGCCUCUCCUGUAAGAAUAGCGAAGCAGUUAUCCUGGCCAUGAAAGAUAUGUUUGCACGUCAUGGAAUCCUUGAGAGGCUAAUCGCAGAUAACAUGCCGUUCAAUAGUGUGAAAUGUAAGGACUUUGCCAGUAACUGGGAGAUAGAAGUGGUAACCUCAAGUCCACACUACCCGAAAUCUAAUAGUCUAGUGGAAAUAAACGCACAGAUCGUUAAGCAGUUACUAAGGAAAGCUGAUGAGUCAAAACAGGAUGCAUUCCUCGCUUUAUUAGAGUUCCGUAAUUUCCCUAUCAGUGGAAUGGAUGAAUCCCCAGCAGAAUUUCUUAUGAGUAGGAAGCUUAGAACAAGACUGCCAACUUCGAAGAGCCUCCUUGAACCACAGCCUAGGUCUCCUCAAAUUUGUUAUAAUCUGCUGACACGUCAACAAGAUCAGAAAAUACUCUAUGACCGCGGCACUCGGCCACUUUCCAAACUACACGAAGGCGAACCUGUGCGAAUGAACCAGGGACUGGAAUGGACACCUGCAGUGGUCAUCCGACAUUACCCGACUCCUCGUUCUUACAUUGUAGUGACCCCUGAUGGAACCCAGAUGCGUCAAAACCGUUUUCAUCUUCAACCGACCAAGGAGGAGGCACCUCCAGUCCCAUCCCCAGCACCAAGCCCAGCAUGGGUAGUAGGACGCAGUGAUGAGCCAAAUUCUUAUAUGCAACCAAGUACUGAUGCUGGUCUCGAAACGCCAGAUGGAAUCACAGCCCGAUACCCCGCAAGAGUAUCAACCCGUAUGAAGAAGUCUACGGGUCCGCAGACCACCACAGCGUCUUAUAGAAACUGCAUAGUGAUGCUGCCAAGCUGAUCACAAAUUUAAGCUAAAAGAACCUUUGGGUGAUUUUGUAGUCGUACUCACUCGGAACCUUUUGGACUCAGACGUCCAAUCAGAACAGUCCAAGUGGAGAAUUAAAUCGAUGACUUUAGUCAAGACGCAGUGGAAAUACUGAGUAUGGAGAGUGGAACGGAGCGAAAUUAGAGGCAGUAAAAGAACAUUGACCAAUCUUACCUGGCAGAGCAAUUUGAAUUUGGUACAGCUGAUGAAUCCUGAACCAGUCAUGAAUAGGAAUACCCCUGGAGCAGAGGCAUUUCCUCCUGAGGAACUUGACAAAAGCAACUAUUAUUCUGUGGCUGAAAAAUAUUUGCAAGGGGCAAAGAAAGUGAGCAAGAAGCUGAAGCAUCCAUCACCUGGUUCAUAUUUCACUACAAGUAAUGAAAGGCACCUAAAACAAACUGAAGAAGAAGCUGAGGGACCCUUCACCUUCGUUUGUUUUGAUGGUGUUGGAGCUGUGAGAGAUGUUGGCCUUGUGAAAAAUUGUAUCAAGAAAGAAUUUCGUAAUGGUAUGUACCACCAUGUAAGAGAUUGCACAACUCUGUUGAAAGUCCUCCUCAAAACUAAAGUUCAUGCUCAGCCUAGUAAGUCAGGAGAGGUUCGUUUAUUUUGUAAAUUAUAUGUCCAACUUCCCAGUCGAAAAUUUCAUCACAGUCUUCAAGGCCCCAUACGAAACAAAGCAGUGACCAUAGCUUUAGCAAUGGAUCAGCUUUAUUUGCUUCAGAAUAGAAUGUGUAGAAAAUUUGAUUACUUCACAACAUUGGGACAAUUGCAAGUUGCCUUCAAAGUUUCCCCAGUUGAUGCUUUGGUAAAGUUGAGUAAAGAAAACUUUACACAAUUGCGAUGUAGAUUGCAGGCAGAAAGCUGUUUUGCAGAACAGUCCAACAAGGUCAAUGGUAGCUUAAUUACGGUUAAAUCUGAAAAUGAAAAUGAAACUUGCACACCCAACCUUCAGUGCAUUAGUGAUGGGCAGGUUAGUAAAUCUCUUUUAUCAGUUGGCUCAGCAUCAUCUCUGAACUUGAUUUCAUCAAGUCCUACAUGUUGUGAUGCAAACACAAUACCAGAUUACCCUUUAUGGAGGUCACCAUCUGUAUUUGGAGAAAAAUCUGUUGAAUUGACAGAGAACACUUUUCAAGAGGGAUAUGCUAAUGUCAGGCCUUUGUUUGAGAGUUCAGCAAAGUUACAGGCUGAGUUUAAUGGGAUUUCAAGUAAAGAAGGUUUACUGUCACGGGAAGAAAAAAUUGUGGUUGUACAUGAUGGUGUGGAACAGAGCUACCAAGAGUUGAAACGGAGUGAACAGCUGAAUUGUACAUGCCCUUGUUGUCUAAAAAACAGCAUUGUUGUCAGCCAGUUGCAGAGAUCCAAUGAUAUUAUCAAUGCUACUAACAGCCUUGUCAGCCAGUUACAAGAUGAAGUUGCUGUCUAUCAGGAUCGUUGUCACAAACAAGAGGAUGAAAUAAAUCAACUGAAAGAGAAAUUGACUCGAAUGGAGGAAGAGAAACAAGGACUUGAAGCUGAGGUGGGAAGACAGUUGUUCCUUGAAAGUAAAGAAAAGCGUCGCAAGUUGCUAAAUGAACGUGCACAAGAGCAGAGUACACUUGAUGCAACCAGAGGGACAUCUUAUGAAGGGGAACUACCUCAUGGUGCAGGUUAUAUGGACAGAUCAGAACAACUCAAAACUUUGUGCCAUGGAAAUGGUGAAUUAUCAGAGAGAGUUACUUUCUCUUGUGCAGAAGGAAAUCAGAUGCGUGAAGGGCCUCAAAGGUCAGAUAAUGUAGCUGAUGAAACCUCUGAUGAAUCGAAAGAAUACAGAGAAAGCAAUGAAAGUACUGUUUGUAACUAUUCCAGUGGAAAAGCAUUUAACAGUGAUGAUGGUGGUUUGACUUCCUUUAAUUUAAAUGCAGAUGAUUUACCUGACUCAAGUUCUAUGACAGGCAUUAGUAAUUCAAGGUUAUCAAGUUGUGGUUCAGUUUCUUGCUUGUCACAGUCAUCAACUAAUUCUGUUAAUGAUGUGCUGCCAUCAACUGGAGAUUUAUACUCGUGCUCAAUUACUACGCCACUAAAUUUUAAUCAAACUGCAAAGGCUUGGGAGAGCUCAGGUGAUGUCUCAGGUAGUGGAAAGGAGAACCAAGAAAGGUCUCUGUCAUCAUCCAUGGCAUAUGAACAUUUUGAAAGGAAAGAGCUGAAGAAACAGUGUCCUGCAAAUGGUGAAAGAGAAACAGAAGACCUUGAUAGCUUCAAUGAUUUUUGGAAUGGUGAUCUUGUAGAUGGUGCUGUCAGUAUUCCCAAUAGAAUUCAAGGUAGUUUUAAUCUGGAAGAGGUUCCUUGUGAAAAUCAAAGUCCUAUCCCAUAUAGAGAUACAACUCAGAAGCAAAAUCUCUCAGCUGCAAGGUUUGCUGACCAAAUAGACACAGUGAUAGAUGAGUCUGAUUGUUACACAAGCAAUCAGUCCAAUGAAUGGGAACAUUCUGGGGCCAGACCAAGAGACAGACCCCCUAAAGGAAGCAGAUCAUUAGAACCAACUUUGUCCUACUCCUUACUGGUUGACCUGGUUCCUCACCAAGUUGCAGGAGUGGCCAAUACAUUCUUAGCAAGACAUUCUGAAGACAAACAUCUUCAUGAAAGUGUGUAUUACAAUCAUGCAGAGAAGAUGUUGGUGGAAGAUGUUUCAUUACAAGGAGCUUAUUCUCAUAUAGAGGGCAUGACAAACUUGGCCAACUUUAACAGAGCAAAACUGUACCCCGGUGACUAUCAAGUUGCUCUAAGGCCAGACCCAACAUAUUGCCCAUCAUAUUCCUCAGGAGCAUCUAUCAGAGGGAAUGGUGAAGAUGGAAACCCAUUUAAUAAUACACUUAAUGGUAAUUCAGUACUUCUACCAGGACCCUCCUAUAGUUAUAUUGGAGCUAAUAUAAGUACAAACAGUAACUUUAACUCAUUUAAUUUAGGAUUAUUGGCAAGUUCAUCAGUUAAUGCUCAAAUUAAUGAUAACCAGCCUAGUGCUUCAACAGAUUUCCCAACUUCAUCUUUAGGGGCAAGGGCUAAUGGAUCAGACAGUAGACUUUUAUCUGAGUUAGAAGAUGGUAGAAAUACUUGUUUGCCACUAGUCUCAUCAAGUAGGGAUAGUGUGAAUACACAUGGACAUAGGAGCUCAAACAAUGCAUUGAACACAACUGGCAAUCAUUUAGCCUCUGGAACCCAUAGAGAAGGAAAUGGUAAUGUUGCCUCUUCGGGCUCUUUCUUAACAUCUGGUGCUAACACAGGAGGAAAUCAUGAUCAACACUCUGAUUUGUCUGAGGGUUCAGCACCCAACAGGAACUAUGGCACCGAGUCAAUGGAGUCCACUGACAACUCCUUGCUCGAAUUGGAACAACGUGUGAAAGAAACAUGCACUAUGGUUGAAAGAGUGCUACGAGAAAGAGAAGAGUUUGGCCGAGAAAUUGAAAGAAAAGAGUAUGAAAUACGAGCAGAAAGAGCACGAAAGAAGAGAGAAAGAGAGGCAAGGGAGCUCGAGGAAGCCAGAGGAUGGCCUCAACAGCAGGAACCAGUGACUGGACAGUCUUUGUGGCUUUGUGAACAUUACCAACGUCAUUGUAGAGUUCGUUUUCCUUGCUGUACCAACUUCUAUUCAUGUCACCGUUGCCAUAACAACUCCAAAGAAUGUGACAAUGAGGAAGCUAAAGCAAGUCAUGCAACUCACCUUAAAUGCAGCUAUUGUCAUCAUGAACAAGAGAUUGGUGAAGACAGUGCCAAGUGCCGUAGCUGUGGAGCAAAGAUGUCGGCGUAUUUCUGUGGAAUCUGCAAGCAUUUCACAAGUAUAGACAAAAACCCUUAUCACUGUGAUAAAUGCGGGAUAUGUAGGAUACACAAAGAUAAGUCUUUUCAUUGUGAUGUGUGUAAUGUGUGUCUUGAUAAACGUCUGCAAGGAAAACACAAGUGUAGACCAGAUUCUGGCCAUGAUGAAUGUUGUAUUUGUCUUGAGGAUGCAUUUAGUGGAUGUCAAAUUUUACCUUGUUCCCACAAAGUCCAUCGGGAAUGCGCAAUAGCUAUGAUACAAAACGGAAUUCGAACCUGUCCAGUUUGCCGACAUCCCCUAUACAGCCCAGCUCCUGAUUGAUUCCUCCUUUUUGUGGAAGUUUGUGGUGUGAGUCAAACAACAGACCCUGCUGAAAAGGAGGGAAUGCUCAUAGUCUGUGCAGUGAAAAUUUACAUUUAGGCAUUCUCCAACAUUGGUUUUAAGACAGAAGGGAACUACUGUAUGUUUCAAAUUCUACACUGACCACAGAUUUGAAAGACAAGUGCACCUUACAGCAAAUGAAAUGCAAAGGGACAGAAUUUUCCAAAUUUCUUUGGAAGGAUUAAGGAAAUCACAGCCCAGUGAAGCCUGUCCCUUGAAGAAGCCAAGUAAGCUUUUCUUGGUCUUAAGACUUAUUUUUGUAUGUGCAUUGGUAAAUAUGCCAUACCAUUAUAACUGGGCAUUAUAUUAUGCAGUUUAAAAAAUAUUUUGUGGCUUCUAACAGGAUUUGUAUCUAUCGAUCAGCUAUCAAUUUAUCAAAACCAAUGAUAGUGUUAAUGGGCCUUAUGUGCCAAAAAUUGCUUUUUUUCCUGAUUAGUUUGUUCAUGAUAAGACUUCGCUAUUUGAAUACAAAUUCUUUGUAGUGUGCGAUCAUGUGCUAACCGCUCAACUGACUGAUGCAUUUGUUGAGAUUUACAACAAUCUCUUGCACUUGCCAGGCUAUUCUAAAGAAAGGCAGUGAAUGUUAUUGUUACUGCAGAUUGUGUUUAAUAUUAAGGCAACAAUCUCCACAUAAUUAUUUGUGGUUUUGGAUGCAUUUGAGUUUCCAUCAUGUUUUUCUAAUAAUCCUUUCUUGUACCUCUUUUAAGGCCAUAAAUUUAUCAGGUGUCUGAAGGGACAGACAGCAUUUAGGCAUUCAUAUUUCUUUUUUUUUGUUUUUAAAUGUUAAGCUUGAUUAUCAGUUGAACCAAAAUGCCUUUAGUCACUGAUUUAACUCUUAACUAUUGUAUUGAAGGAAAAUUGUCUCCUUUUCACAAUUUUGAAAAAGGUGCAAAACCAAAAAUAAAAAUUAAAUAUAAAAAGUUAUUUUUUAUUAAUAUAUUAUGGAAUUAGAUUAAUAUACUUUUAUGAAUAAACUCCUUAAUGAUUUUGUCUAAAAUUUUUCUAUGUGUUAAUAGUUCUUCACUGUUGUCAUUAAACAGAAUGUUGA
Molecule: messenger RNA, 8340 nt
Organism: Stylophora pistillata
Lineage: Eukaryota; Metazoa; Cnidaria; Anthozoa; Scleractinia; Pocilloporidae
Biological process (GO): ubiquitin-dependent protein catabolic process; protein ubiquitination
Cellular component (GO): nucleus
Molecular function (GO): zinc ion binding; ubiquitin protein ligase activity
Source: RefSeq, a predicted model, not a curated record